AUAGUCCGCCGUGAUGAUGUUCAAGAAAUGAUAAACUUUCCACAGUAACCAUUGUUAUGUUAUUGAUUUGUGUUUCUAAAGAUAAUCUUAUAUCGACUUCUUGCUUUUAUUAGCUUAUCUCAGCUUUUUGCGAGGAUAACGUGAGAUGUGUUCAUUAUGUUGAAGUGCAGAAUGUAAAACGUGUUAUCUCGAAAACAGAAGAAGUCGAUAAACGAGAGACAGUUUUCUAGUUAAUUAAUUUGCAAGCAGAAUCCAAUGGCAAAAAUACAUUCACCACAGUUCAAGUCAAAGAAUGUGCUCUUGAUCCAUUACCUUGGUGUGAUCCAAACCAUCAUAGGCAUUCUCGUCCUGUUAUGUGGUGUAAGUGGAACUAAACACAUUGUCGUACAUGAUCAGUUGAGCGACACAAGUGCAGUUGUAGCAGGUGGCUUGCGAAUCUUAUUAACUGGUUUCUUUGGCAUCAUGUUUGCUGAACACACAAAAAUGAAUGAUUUAAAGAAAAACCAUUUUGAGUUUUGCUUUGUUUCGGCUGUCUUUGCACUACUUAGUUGUAUUUUUUUUGCAGUUGGAUUAAGCAAACCCUGUGGGGAAGAGGCUUUGCAAUGCACCAACUGUUGCUCACGUCAAAUUGGAAUUCAUGUGUACGUUCUUGUGAUGACACUAAUGAUAGCAGAACUUGUAUUAACAUUUGUAGCUACUAUAUUGUGUUAUAAAGCCCUUGGUAGAUGGUGGAAUGCGCAAAUAGAAGAAGUAUCGGAACACAAAAUGGAUCAGUUUGUGGUUAAUCAAAUUGCCUGAUGCAGAAAUGAUUGCACGCUAUAGUCGCCUUCUAAAUUUAACCCUUUGACUACCAGUUUUUAACAAACCUUCUGAUGUCCUACUCAAGUUAGUGAUAGAUAGAUAGAUAAGUAUAAAUGAUAACCUUCUGCAAACCGUUUUGUAAUCUUUUGGAAACCGUUUGGUAACCUCUUGCAAACCUCUAAUCUGUAGUCUUAGUUAAAAUUAGUUACAGUCUUCAGAGCAGACGUAGUUGUUUUUUCAACAAAACUAGAUUUUAAAAUACAUUUUAUCCAUAUUAGUUUUAUGACCUGAAAUUUUAUAGCUAGGAAAGUUUUUAUACAUGCUAAUUAUAUUGAUCCUAAGACCGCAGUUUUUGGCCGCUUUAAAAAUGCAAGCAAGUUCUAUAUUAUUGUAUUGUAUUUUUUUAUUUAUUGUAUUUCUAUAUGCUUACU
Molecule: messenger RNA, 1232 nt
Organism: Hydractinia symbiolongicarpus
Lineage: Eukaryota; Metazoa; Cnidaria; Hydrozoa; Anthoathecata; Hydractiniidae
Exons: 5
Coding region: 256-798 (180 amino acids)
Source: RefSeq, a predicted model, not a curated record